GGAGCCCAAACUUUCCAGUAGCACUACCGGCGGCUGCUGCACCAGGGUUACUGGCACACUUCAAACAAAGAACUCUUGAUUCUGAUACAUUUGCUACCUAGCAAAUUAGUGAGACAUUUCAUUUAGAAUUUCUUUGCAUUUCCAGUGAAGAGGCCCCUUGGUGUGAAAAAGAGAAAAUGAUAGCUCUGCUUUGCACCGCUUUGCUUUCUCUGACCCUGGCCAGCAGUGUGUACAGUGAUACCAACAGCACUGCUUCUGCACCAGUCUACGCAGCAGAGACUGAACUUGGUGAUCAGAACCGUGUGUUUGCCAGUCGCGGCUCCAACAUCACUCUACAAUGCCGGCUCCACCGCCAGCACGGGACGUCUUUCGGCCGCAUGGGCAUGAGGAUCAAGUGGACCAAGCUGUCCGCGGAUGAGUCACUGGAGGAAGAUGUGCUGGUUUCCAUGGGCUUCCACAAGAAGAGCUAUGGCAGCUUCCUGGGCCGUGUCCGCCUGCUGGAGGCCGACGAUGACGAUGCCUCACUGCUCAUCAACGACGUGUCCCUGGACGACAUGGGAAAGUUCCGUUGUGAGGUCAUUGAUGGCAUGGAGGAUGUCAUUCAUGAGGUUACCUUGGAGGUGCAAGGUAGUGCAGGCUACAGCGAUGGUGUGGUGUUCCCUUACUCCCCACGGCUGGGCCGAUACAACCUCAACUUCCACGAUGCUGAGCAGGCUUGCCUGGACCAGGACUCUGUGGUGGCCUCCUUCGACCAGCUCUACGAGGCCUGGAGGAGUGGCCUUGACUGGUGCAAUGCCGGUUGGCUGAACGACGGCUCCGUGCAGUACCCCAUAACCAACCCCAGACGGGCCUGUGGAGGAGUCAACUCCGGUGCGGGCCUGAGGAGCUACGGCCAGCGUGACAAGUCCAAGAGCCGUUACGAUGUCUUCUGCUUCACCUCUGCCGUCAACGGCCGCUUCUACUGGCUGGUGCAGCCCGACAAGCUAACGUUCAACGAGGCUGCUCAGGCGUGCCAGGAUGAUGGAGCUGAGAUCGCCAAGGUGGGCCAGAUGUAUGCUGCAUGGAAGCUGAACGGCUAUGACCGCUGCGAUUCUGGCUGGCUGGCUGACGGCAGUGUCCGCUACCCCAUCUCCAGACCCCGCAGGAACUGCAGCCCGACAGAGGCGGCUGUGCGCUUCGUGGGAUUCCCCGACAAGAAGCAAAAGCUCUUUGGCGUCUACUGCUUCAAGGGCCAGCAGUGAAGAGGAAAGGUCUUAGCCCUGAGCACCAAACCCAUAUAACCCAUCAAAGAAAAACAACGACAACAACAACACCAAUAAACAGAAGAUGCAUGUCGUAGCAUCAGCUCAUUACCUUACCAAUACUGUGAUACAUUUUUUUAAUGAAUACUGUAAAAUCUCAUUUAUGAUCUCAAUUUUUUGUAAGCUGAAACAAGCGUUAUUCCUUAACAUUUUCAGUCAUGUAAUAUGUUGCUCAUAUAAUAUAACGAUACCAUUUUUUAGUUAUACAAAAUGUUGGUCAUAUAAUAACACAGCACUAUGGUUGAAAUGGACUGGAUGAGUUACGUCUUCUAAGGGCUAGAUUCAAUCAGAUCCGCUUUAGCCAUAUAGCGGUUGUUUUAGCGGUGUGUUGGAGGUGGAACUGCAUUAGAGCUGUCAAACCGGUGAGCAGCUGGUCUUGAUCAUUGUUGCAAAGCCACAACCAAAGCCACAUCCAGUCGCAUUAAAAUUG
Molecule: messenger RNA, 1731 nt
Organism: Salvelinus sp. IW2-2015
Lineage: Eukaryota; Metazoa; Chordata; Actinopteri; Salmoniformes; Salmonidae
Product: hyaluronan and proteoglycan link protein 1
Biological process (GO): cell adhesion; skeletal system development; glial cell differentiation
Cellular component (GO): synapse; perineuronal net
Molecular function (GO): hyaluronic acid binding
Source: RefSeq, a predicted model, not a curated record